UUGUUGUUUAUCUGGGUAGAUCGACUAUGGUUAAUCGUUUUUUACUGUAUUUUGUUGUUUAAUUUAGAGAUGGAGUCUUUUGGUGUAAUAGUAGUCAGCUAGUUUUGCCUAAAAGAUAAUUACGUUAGCACAAUACACUAAAACCGACACUAUAUAGAGGCGGUGGAACAUCUCUUACGUCACCAUGGAGGCUGUUAAGUCGUUUAACGAUGAGUUGUCCGGCAUAUAUGAAACAAAACCUCCCAUUUCGAGAGCGAAAAUGGCGCUGCUUACAAAGAAAGCAAUUAAAGGCAUCAAGUUUUAUAAACACAUUGUACAAAGUGUAGAAAAGUUUGUGCAAAAGUGUCGGCCAGAGUACAAAGUACCAGGAUUAUAUGUAAUUGAUUCGGUCGUGCGCCAAUCUCGGCAUCAAUUUGGUGCUGAAAAAGAUGUCUUCAUGCCAAGACUAUGCAAGAAUAUUAUCACUACAUUUCAGCAUAUUUAUAAAUGUCCAUCAGAAGACAAGCCACGAAUUCUACGAGUGCUGAACCUGUGGCAAAAGAAUUCUGUUUUUCCUCAAGAAAUCGUGCAACAGUUAAUGGUAAUGGGAGGUGCUCCAUCUCCACCAUCUAACUCAACACAGUCAGAGUCAAACUCUGCAGCGAAACCUGCAGCACCAGAUGCAGCGAACCUCACGAACAUCCUUACUCAUCUUUUAUCAAAUCCUGACACAAGCCAAAUACAAAACCUCGCUGGUUUGUUGUCAAGAUCACAACAAAGCCAACUUGAUGAUCUGCUUCACCAAAUAAAAGCACCAGAACCACCAGGUAAAGAUGAAAUCAAAGAAGAAGUUGAAGUAAUAGAAGAAACAGUGUUCCAGCAACCUCCUCUAAACAACCAACCCCCCUUUCUACACCAACCCCCCUUCUUACACACUGAACAAGACAAUAAACCGCCUGCAUUUAACCGCGAUGUGUUAGAUUUCGAUUACAGCGAUGAUGAGAAGACGCCACCCAUGCCCCCUGGCAAUCAACCACGUCGAGAACCCGCAGCUCUCAAUCAUAAUCAGCGUAAUCAAUUUGACCCAACCACCAUACCCAACCUACCAACCCCCAACCAGUUGCAGCAAUUAACAGCAAAUGGGGGGUUACAUCACCCACCCCAAAGACCCCCAAUUCACCCACCCCCCCAACUCCAACAACCCCCAUUCCAACCCAACCACCAACCUCCGGACAUGGAUCGCAUGAGAAGGUUAGAAGCCGAACAAGAAAACUUCAACCAUCAGCUUGAACAAAUGUCCUCUGAGAGAGGAAACCGAGAUCCUUUUCGUGGUCCGGAUGCAAAAAGACGAAGAUCAAGAUCCCGUGAUCGUCAGCGAGACCGCCCUCGAUCUCGACAUUCCCGUGAAAGAUCUCACAGAUCACGAAGAUCUCGUUCACGCUCACGUGAUAGAAGUCGGCGCUCACGAAGGUCAAAGUCUUUAGAGCGUAAAGAAAAGAAAGGAAUGGUCCCACAGAAAGAGGGAUCAAUAAGUGUAUUGACAACCACUUUGUGGAUUGGGAACAUUUCAUCCAAGGUUUUACAACACGAGUUAAAGGCUUUGGUUGGUGAAUAUGGUGAAGUGGAAAGCGUGAAUAUGAUACCACCGCGUGGUUGUGCUUAUAUUUGUAUGAAACAACGUGCUGAUGCGAGUCGUGCUAUCGGGAAAAUACGGCAUCAACGUCUCGCUGGCAAGUCGCUUAAGUGUGAUUGGGCUCCAAGUAAAGAGAUGCCGGAAGAACACAAGUCAACCUGGGUGAAAGAACAUGGGGUUAACUACAUACCCAUCUCCGAUCAACCAGGGCAGAUGAAAGAGUUGUUGACAUGGGGAUUUAUUGACCCAGAGUCGUUAUCUGAAGAGAAAAAAGCCGAACUUGUGGCUGCUCAAAACCCUGAAACUGAAGAGGAAGAAAUGAUUGAAACUCCGCAGAUGGGUCAACAAGUGUUACCAGGGUUUAACCCCACCUUUGUAUCCGCCCCUGGUAUGGUACCCAUGGGGCAACCCAUGAUGGUGAGACCAGGAUUCCCUGUUAACCCGUUCCAAGUUCCCCACCAACUUGGUUUUCACCAACAACAACCUCCUCAAAUACGUCCCGAGCACUCGCAAAUGGAGGUGAAACCCCCGGAAAAAGAGGGAGCUAUGACCCCAACAAGGGACGAGCAGGGUGAAGCCCUACAACAACAACAAGCAAUGCCGCAAUUCCAAGCCCCAUUUGGUGGGGUUCCCAUGGCUCAACGAUUCCAACGUCCAAUGCAUCUUCCACAGCUACAGAUAAGAAUGAUGCCAGGAAUGGGGCAACAACUGAUGCAACCCCGAAUGGGGGUCAUGCCAAUCAGGAUGGGUUUCCCGAUGCAACUUCGCCCCGGGUUUCACCCCAACAUGGGUGCGAGGAUGCCUAUGCAAGGGGGUACCCCUCAAAUGAUGCAAAACCCCAUGCAGCAGCAAAUGGCAGCGCAUGUUCGACCAAUGGGGGGAUUCCCUGGUCAGAUACCGAUGUUACGACCCACAGUGACUGAACCUCACGUUCCAACGACGAGUGGAAUCAACCCAAUGUUUGAAGGUAUCAGACAAGGGGAACCACCCACAUCUGGAAUAAGCAAGCCGGCUGAAACGGAUUUAAACCCGAACCCCACAACCCCAACUGCCACUAUUGCCCCUGCUCGAGAAAUGGGACUUCCCCCGUCCAGAGAAGAUGAGGAGGCAAGAAAUCCUGAGCGAGGACCAAGCAGGGGUGGCAUGGAUAGAGGACCCCCACGCGAUUUCGAUCGUGGCUCUUCAAGGGGCAUGAGGAGGAGCCCACCUCGUGAUAUGGAUCGAAGAUCGCGAGAUAUGGACCGUGAUAGAAGAUCACGUGAUUCAAGGAGGUCACCGCCUCGUGAAUAUGACAGAUCACGUGACAGAUAUCGUGACCGAAGGGAUUUUGAUAGGAGGGACAUGGAUAGAGGAUCAAGAGGUCGAGAUCGUCGUGAUGACAGAGAUUGGGGUCCUCCGCGUGGAGGUUUCAGAGGAAGAGGAGGAUUUGGGGGUGAUCGAGGCCGACGGGGCUUUGAUAGGGGGUUUUCAAGAGGUGGUAGAGGUCGAGGUGGCUGGGGUCGUCCGGACUCUCGAAGAUCACCAGAGAUUGAUCCUGAAGAGGAAGAGUACCAGAGACAAAGGAGAGAGAAGUUAAAGAAGAGACAUGAGGAAGAAGAUGAAUAUGUCACGGAGAAAAUCGAUUUUAGUUCGUUCGGUUUGCCCAGUGGGUUUGGUGGGGCAUUAGAAGAUGGUCAAGGCCCACCUGAAUCUAAUGAAGAUGAUAAAGAUAAACCGGAAUCCAAUUCAGAUGGCAAAGAUGAAGCAUGCGAUGAUGGGAACAGACCUCCAAAUCCAAGCAAUACUGAUAAUAUUAAAGAAGAAGUUCCAGCUGCUACAUUGCACGAUGAGAAUAUCAGUAACUCAAACGAAUAUGAAAGUACGAACACAGAAGAAAAUAAUCCCAACAAAGGUUCUGUAAAACAAGAAUAUGUUACCCCAUCACAAUCAAUUGACAAUUUUAAAACUGCCAAUCAGACCGCUGUAAAAACAGAAUACACCAAUCAAGAACCAGAAAACCAAACUGAAUUUUCAAAUGAAAUUGUGCCCAAGUUCGAAAGCAUUCAACCAGAACAAAUCAAUGAACCAGAACCAACAACAGAGACACCAUAUAAAGAUGAAAUAGAAGCUCCCCAGCCAGGCGUCCCGCUGUCUCCGAAGCAGGAACCUAAUGUGAGAAACUGUAGCCCAGGCACUCCUACAAACGAUGAAUGUAUUUCUGAAUCUAAAGAUAAUAUUCAGGAUGGACUUAAUUCUGAUGAAAUGUGAAGUUUCCAUAUCAUGCAGAGGUUUUUAAAGCUCAAUAAAGUUUAGGUAAUUUUCUAAACUUGUAGUGUACAUAUUACUGAUGAGCGAUGCCAAAGCAAAAUUGAAGAUCCAUUUAAACCACUCAAGAUAUUAUGUAUAUAUUACUUGGAAAUUGAACAUGCAUCGGAGGCUGCUCCUGCAAGUCCAACAAAUAGUUGGCAACAACAACAAAAAAGUCCAACAAAUCGUUGGCAACAACAACAAAAAAGUCCAACAAAUAGUUGGCAACAACGACACAAGUCCAACAAAUUGUUGGCACCAACCACGAAAAAGUCCAACAAAUAGUUGGCAACAACAACAAAAAGUCCAACAAAUUGUUGGCAAACAGAAGAAAAGCCCAACAAAUAGUUGGCGAAAAUUGAACAAAAGUCCUAACAAAUUGUUGGGGAAAACAAGAACAACAAAAGCCCAACAAAUUGUUGGCAGCAACAGAAAAGAAGAAAGCUAUGAUGCUUCUCAAUGGAGAUUGAAAUUUCUUUUAGCAUUGGUCGACAAUAUUUGUAAAUGUACUCUUGUACCUAUGUACAGUCUUGCUAUUGGUGUGAUUUAGUUUUCAAAUCCUUGUGUAUGAGCCUAAAUAGAAAUUGUACUAUAGUGAGCCUGUACAUAUAGCUUUGUUUUGCAUGCUUAUUAGUUGUAUCUUUGAAAAGUUGGUAAUUCCUCAUGUGUUGGAAGGGAAGCUAUGUUCAGUGAAUUGUCUAAUUGCAAUAUGCUAAUAAUUUGCUUAAUAAAGUGUAUAUAGAAGUAGAAAA
Molecule: messenger RNA, 4650 nt
Organism: Ciona intestinalis (vase tunicate)
Lineage: Eukaryota; Metazoa; Chordata; Ascidiacea; Phlebobranchia; Cionidae
Source: RefSeq, a predicted model, not a curated record